Messenger RNA from Phascolarctos cinereus (koala), 1644 nucleotides. It is a transcript of the gene UXS1, whose product is annotated as UDP-glucuronate decarboxylase 1. The record is from RefSeq and is a predicted model, not a curated record. Gene Ontology annotation, molecular function: UDP-glucuronate decarboxylase activity; NAD+ binding. Lineage: Eukaryota; Metazoa; Chordata; Mammalia; Diprotodontia; Phascolarctidae. Gene Ontology annotation, biological process: D-xylose metabolic process. Gene Ontology annotation, cellular component: cytoplasm.
UCUGGCGCUGACGGGCGGAGACUCCCAGGCUGGGUGGCAGAGGGAGGAGUUUACUCGGGCCGCUGCCGCCCUGCCGCGCGCAUUGUGCAGCAGGCGGGUCCCCGCGCGCGCGGCAGGGUCCUCGGCUCGCGCUGCUCCCAGGGAUGGUGAGCAAGGGGCCCGCUGCUACGCCUGCUGACUGCCGUCAACCGGAGGAGAAUGAAGCUGCUAGUGGUCAUCGCUUUUGUCGCCUACGUAGCCUCAGCUGUUUGGGGCAACUUCGUUAAUAUAAGGUCUAUACAGGAAAAUGGAGAACAGAAAAUUGAAAAUAAGAUAGAAGAGGCUGUUGCACCUUUGAGAGAGAAAAUCAGAGACUUGGAAAAAAGCUUUAUCCAGAAGUACCCACCAGUGAAAUUUUUAUCAGAAAAGGAUCGAAAAAGAAUUUUGAUAACUGGAGGAGCAGGGUUUGUGGGUUCUCAUCUUACUGACAAACUAAUGAUGGAUGGCCAUGAGGUUACAGUUGUGGACAACUUCUUUACGGGCAGGAAAAGAAAUGUGGAACAUUGGAUCGGCCAUGAAAACUUUGAACUAAUUAACCAUGAUGUUGUAGAGCCCCUCUACAUUGAAGUGGACCAGAUUUAUCAUCUAGCAUCUCCUGCUUCUCCUCCAAACUACAUGUAUAAUCCUAUCAAGACAUUAAAGACCAACACAAUCGGAACACUAAAUAUGUUGGGGCUGGCAAAACGUGUUGGAGCACGUCUUCUUCUGGCCUCCACCUCGGAAGUAUACGGAGAUCCAGAAGUCCAUCCCCAGAGUGAAGAUUACUGGGGCCAUGUAAAUCCAAUAGGACCCAGAGCCUGUUAUGAUGAAGGAAAGCGUGUGGCAGAGACCAUGUGUUAUGCCUACAUGAAGCAGGAAGGGGUUGAAGUACGAGUUGCUAGAAUAUUCAAUACUUUUGGGCCACGGAUGCAUAUGAAUGACGGCCGAGUUGUCAGUAACUUCAUUUUGCAAGCUCUCCAAGGGGAGCCUCUCACAGUAUAUGGUUCUGGGUCUCAGACUCGAGCAUUCCAGUAUGUCAGUGACCUAGUAAAUGGACUUGUGGCCUUAAUGAAUAGCAAUGUUAGUAGCCCUGUCAACUUGGGGAACCCAGAAGAACACACAAUUCUAGAAUUUGCUCAGUUAAUUAAAAACCUUGUUGGUAGUGGUAGUGAAAUUCAGUUUCUCUCAGAAGCCCAAGAUGACCCACAGAGAAGAAAGCCAGAUAUCCAAAAGGCCAAGCUAAUGCUGGGAUGGGAGCCUGUGGUCCCGUUGGAAGAAGGCUUAAAUAAGGCAAUUCACUAUUUCCGUAAAGAACUUGAGUACCAAGCAAAUAAUCAAUACAUCCCCAAACCGAAACCAGCAAGGAUAAAAAAAGGCCGAACACGACAUAAUUGAAGGGAGGAUUUGCUUCUCUGGACAGGAGAAUUCCCUCUUUUACAUUUGACAGGAUGUAAUUUUUUUUUCCUUUUCCUUUUUUUUUUUUAAAGAAAGACUUAAACAGGUGUCAUGAAGAACAAACUGGAAUUUCAUUCUGAAGCUUGCUUUAAGGAAAUGGAUGUGCCUAAACCCUUCCCCAACACACACACACACACACACACACACACACACACACACACACACAAAAAC